UCCCGUCGACUUCUAGAAUCCGAAUUCCUGUCUCAGAGCAGAGCAGAGCAGGGCAGGGCAGAAGUAACCCUAGAGCUCUUCUGCUCCAAUUUCUCCGCCUUCUCAUCGUUAGGUAUACCCUACUUUGGUCAAAUCCUUUCUGGAGGAGAUGAGGUGGGAGGUGGUGCGUGCGGACGCGAGAGGGGGAGAGGCUUCCGACCGGAGGAGUGCGGAGGCGAACGCGGGCGCGAUUUGUGGUCCUGGCGUCCGGUGGGGCCACAGCUGCAACGCCGUCCAGGGAGGGCGGUUCUUGUAUGUCUUCGGCGGAUACGGCCGCGACCGCUGCCAGACCAACGAUGUCCACGUGUUCGACACCGUUAAACAAUCAUGGAGUAAACCCACAUUGAAAGGUAUUCCACCCUCACCAAGGGACAGCCACAGUUGUACUACUGUGGGUGAUAAGCUGUUUGUCUUCGGGGGAACUGAUGGAAAGAACCCGCUCAAGGAUACACAUAUUUUGGAUACAUCAUCAAACACUUGGAUUUUGCCAAAUUUAUAUGGUGAGGGACCAGAGGCACGGGAAGGGCAUAGUGCUGUAUUUGUUGGCAAAAGGCUUUUCAUCUUUGGUGGGUGUGGCAAAUCUGAGACUAACGAAGAGAAGUAUUAUAAUGAUACUUACAUAUUGGAUAUAGAGAAACUAAGUUGGGAACAAGCUGUAACUUCUGGCUCUCCGCCUUCUGCCCGUGAUUGUCAUAGUUGCUCAUCAUGGAAGAACCAAAUCAUAGUCCUUGGUGGCGAAGACUCUUCUGGUUGCUAUUUGUCUGAUGUUCACAUAUUAAUUGUAGACACACUUGUUUGGCAGCCAAUGAAGACUUCUGGAAAGAUCUUUCCACCACGCGCUGGGCAUACAACUGUGCCACUUGGGAAUGAUUUAUUUGUUUUUGGUGGUUUCAGUGAUGCUAAAAACCUUUAUGAUGACCUUUAUGUCCUAAACCUGGAGAAACAGACUUGGAGCAAAGUUGUACCAGAUAACCAAGGUCCCUGUGGCCGAUUUUCUGUUGCUGGAGAAUGCCUAGAUUAUAGUAAAGGCAUUAUUGCCUUCCUAGGUGGAUGUAAUGAAUUUCUGGACGCACUUGAUGAUAUGUAUUACUUGCAUACAGUGAAUGGGUUAUAUGAUCAAAGACUGAAGAGGCCUUCCAUAAGGAGAGAGUUGAGGAAAAGGUGUCAGCAAGAAGGUCUUCUCAGUCCACGAAUACGAAAAGAUGAUAAAUUACUGAAGCACCAUGUAGAAUAUGAUUUGUUGAACCAUCCACAAAAAACCAAUUUGGCUGGCAAAAAAGUAUCUGAUCAGAUGUCAGCUGGAGAGGUCAAAUUUGAAGCUAGAGUUAUAAAUGUAAACAGAUUCGGAUAUGCAAUUGAAACAACCAUUGAUGGAAAAUUGCUCCACGGCAUGCUGUUCUCCAGCACAUCAAAUAUUAGCAUAGAUAAUCAUACUCAUUACAAGAAAAGAAUGGUUGAUGACAACGUGAGCAAUCAGGCAAACUUGAACCAACCUACUGGUGCGACCAAUAUAUCUGCUGAGAGAGAGAGAAUAUCAGAUCCGGAGCAACCUGAUAAUCCUCAUGUUGAAGGGCCAAAACUUUGCAGCCCAUCUGUUGAAAUUUUUGGUUCAAAUUUGACCAAUAUAACUCCUUGUGGCAAGGCCCCCGGUAAUGUAGAUCAGGAUUCCAGAGCACCUGGAGACAAGAAUAAUGAGGUCUCAGAUAGCCAAAAGAUUCCGGUUGAUCUAUCUGAGAAUAGGUCUCUGCCAGCCGAAGCAGAUGCGACAUUACUGAAUGACGGAAGCAAACAAGGGAGUUGAAGUUGCAAGUAUAUCGGCUACCAAUGUAGACAUAGGAUCUGAAUGCAGAGUCUUUAACAACUUCGCUAGGUGUGUAAAAUGUGCAGCAUUCUUGCAAGAAAAUCUUCAGGCUUCUGAUGAAAAGCAUCACAUACAUGAUCGCUCUUGAUUCUCAAGUCCAAAUUUGAAGGGAUGUCUUUAUCAGCAUUGCUGCAACAGAAUGGUCGAUCUUAGAGUCAUCCUUAAUCUCAUCACUUGUAGUCGAGGGACUUUUUCUUUCUUCAUUGCAAGCUCUAUCUGGCAUUUGAACGAGUAUUGCCUCAAGAUGUCUUAUCGCAUGCACAUGGUAAGGAUGCUCGGCAACGAAGCAUGUAACACACAUUCUUGUUUGUAUGAUAGGUGAGGCGACUCCUUGUACUGUCGAACAUCCAAGGUUUGUAGCAAUUGAUCUGGUCCUCUUGUUCAGGUUCUGAAAUAAUGAACUUAACUGUAGCUAGUUGUCUCAUUGUAUUCAUCGUAUUCAUUCUAAUUUUGCCGUGUGACUUUGUGGUCACGGUAACCUGUGGAAACUCUCUUGUAAGUGUAAUAAUACAUCCAAUGCAAUGGCGUAGCUAGGAUCUGCAACUGCCCUGGGCUAUUAUUGUUCUA
This is a messenger RNA of Zingiber officinale, 2467 nucleotides long. Its product is annotated as RING finger protein B-like. The coding region runs from base 149 to 1840 and encodes 563 amino acids. Lineage: Eukaryota; Viridiplantae; Streptophyta; Magnoliopsida; Zingiberales; Zingiberaceae. The record is from RefSeq and is a predicted model, not a curated record. The transcript is spliced from 11 exons. Gene Ontology annotation, molecular function: protein binding.